GCUUUUUUUCCCGCUUCCUACCUCCCUCCUUCCCCGUCGUCGCGAAUCGCAUCGAGAUUCGCGCGGCCGUGUCUUGCUCCGAGCUGCUGCUUACCCCUCUCGGUCGCGUCCGCGCCCAGAUCUCUAGCUCGCUCGCCGGUGCUCGGGCUAGAUCUGGCCGCGGCGAGGAGGCGGAGUCCGGCCGGAGGUUGGUGAGGUCCGAGGGGGAGGGGAGGAAGGACGUGCGCCAUGGAGCUGGCGGUGGGCGGGGGGAUGCGGCGGUCGGCGUCGCACACCUCGCUGUCGGAGUCAGACGACUUCGACCUCUCGCGGCUGCUCAACAAGCCGCGGAUCAAAGUCGAGCGCCAGCGCUCCUUCGACGACCGCUCGCUCAGCGACGUCUCGCACUCCGGCGGCUACGCCAGGGGUGGCGGCGGCUUCGAUGGCAUGUACUCGCCGGGGGGCGGCCUGCGCUCCCUCAUCGGCACGCCGGCCUCCUCCGCGCUCCACUCCUUCGAGCCUCACCCCAUCGUCGGCGACGCGUGGGAGGCGCUCCGCCGCUCCCUCGUCUUCUUCCGCGGCCAGCCACUCGGUACCAUCGCCGCCUUCGACCACGCAUCCGAGGAAGUCCUCAACUACGACCAGGUGUUUGUGAGGGAUUUCGUGCCGAGCGCGCUGGCGUUCCUGAUGAACGGCGAGCCGGAGAUCGUCAAGAACUUCCUUUUGAAGACCCUGCUGCUGCAGAGCAGGGAGAAGAAAGUCGAUCGGUUCAAGCUCGGGGAGGGGGCCAUGCCGGCCAGCUUCAAGGUGCUGCAUGAUGCGAAGAAGGGCGUCGAUACCCUACAUGCCGAUUUUGGGGAGAGCGCGAUUGGGAGGGUUGCGCCGGUGGAUUCCGGCUUCUGGUGGAUCAUACUCCUACGGGCCUACACAAAGUCCACAGGGGAUUUGACGCUGGCAGAGACACCGGAGUGCCAGAAAGGGAUGAGGCUUAUACUCAGCCUGUGCUUGUCUGAGGGGUUUGAUACCUUCCCGACAUUGUUAUGUGCUGAUGGUUGCUGCAUGAUAGAUCGCAGAAUGGGUGUGUAUGGCUACACCAUUGAAAUCCAAGCCCUUUUCUUUAUGGCACUUAGGUGUGCUCUUCAAAUGCUUAAGCAUGAUACUGAAGGGAAUGAGUUUGUAGAGAAGAUUGCUACUCGCCUUCAUGCUUUAAGUUAUCACAUGCGAAGCUAUUUUUGGCUUGAUUUCCAGCAGCUAAAUGACAUUUAUCGCUAUAAGACAGAAGAAUAUUCCCACACAGCUGUCAACAAAUUCAAUGUUAUUCCAGAUUCUAUUCCGGACUGGUUAUUUGAUUUUAUGCCUUGUCAAGGUGGUUUUUUCAUUGGUAAUGUCAGUCCUGCAAGGAUGGACUUCCGCUGGUUUGCACUUGGAAACAUGAUUGCCAUACUUUCGUCUCUUGCUACACCUGAGCAAUCUACGGCCAUAAUGGAUCUUAUUGAGGAGCGCUGGGAAGAGCUAAUCGGUGAAAUGCCUCUGAAGAUAUGUUAUCCAGCUAUCGAGAACCAUGAAUGGCGAAUUGUGACAGGUUGUGACCCAAAAAAUACCAGAUGGAGUUACCACAAUGGAGGAUCAUGGCCAGUUCUUUCUGCAGUACUUCUCUGGCUGCUGACUGCAGCCUGCAUCAAGACUGGCCGGCCGCAAAUUGCAAGAAGAGCAAUUGACCUAGCUGAGAGGAGGCUGUUAAAGGACGGCUGGCCAGAGUAUUAUGAUGGGAAGCUUGGGCGUUAUGUUGGCAAGCAGGCGCGGAAAUUCCAGACUUGGUCCAUUGCAGGGUAUUUGGUUGCCAAGAUGAUGCUGGAGGACCCUUCACAUCUUGGCAUGAUUUCCCUGGAAGAGGAUAGGGCGAUGUUGAAGCCUGUUUUGAGGAGGUCCGCGUCGUGGACAAACUGAGAUGUUGACGAAAACUUUUAGGGAAGCAAAGUCAGCUGUAGACACGAAUUCUUCGGGUAGAGCUUGCCUGCUGAUCCCUUCCUUUGACUUUCCAAACUGGAAAGGUUUGCUUUCUCUUGUCUCCUCGGUUGUACAAUACCUCAGCUCAUUUCCUGAGUUGAAAAGAAGCAAUUGCGGGAAGGGGCGUUUUGGUUUUUCUAUCCCUCGUUGUAAGAAGAUACACUGAUUCUUGCUUUGGUCAUCCUACAAGUUAUCGAUCCUUUUGGUUGGGCUCAGCUUUGUUGUAUGAGUUGACUAUACAGCUGAAUACGCUGAUCCGAGCUCCCCUGUGAUGUGAGCAACAGAAGUGGUAUGCUAACGAAUAAAGUUCUUUUGGUUUUUUUCUGCAUGGUUACAUGCCUACA
Phragmites australis (common reed) is the source of this 2330-nucleotide messenger RNA. RefSeq names its product cytosolic invertase 1-like. Gene Ontology annotation, biological process: sucrose catabolic process. Lineage: Eukaryota; Viridiplantae; Streptophyta; Magnoliopsida; Poales; Poaceae. Gene Ontology annotation, molecular function: sucrose alpha-glucosidase activity; endo-alpha-N-acetylgalactosaminidase activity. The record is from RefSeq and is a predicted model, not a curated record. The transcript has 4 exons. The coding region runs from base 229 to 1926 and encodes 565 amino acids.